AUGGCUUUCAGGUAUCCCCAGUUUGAGCCCUAUGGGGAUAAGCUAAUCCGAUGGAUGGAGAACACCAAUGAACCCGGAUGCCAAAUUCCCAUGACUAUACUCACCGCAUUGACUCUACCACAGCCUAAGAUCUUCAACAACGAGUAUGAAAGAGAAUGGUUAUCACCAGCACAGAUUUUCUCUAUUGUAGGUCUUCAUCUGCCAGUUGCAGAUCUAAUUCCACAUUCUUCAGAUCUUACAGAGUCCCCGUCUUUCCGGCACUCAAUAAUCAAGACCAAAAAUGGAAUCACAGCAUUGGUCUCAACGAUUGGGCCAGGUGUUUUAUUCGUCUAUUCUAUGAGAAGAGUCCAUGUUUCAAACGAUCCGUACAUAUCCGAGCUUAUCAAGAUUGCCUAUGAAACGCACUUUCGAUUGGAUACUCUGAAGUAUCUCUUUAUAAACGAAGUACAGGAACAUAAAACUGAACCUUUUAUUGAGGAACAGAUCUACCCUUCCCGUGAGGGACUUAGCUAUCCAUCUGCAGAGCGUCAAAUCUGGGACCGCUCUUCGUCGGAGUUUAGUGCUAUUAUGGGUACGCCUGUUGGUAAGGUUGUCGGGUUCUUCAUUCUAGGGGCCUAUGGCCAGGGUGUCAAACGGAUUUCACAAAUUGUUACGUUCCAGACUGGCCGUGACCUUCACAAACUAGAGAUUCGUUUUAAUAUCGAAGAUGUUUGA
Messenger RNA from Penicillium vulpinum, 714 nucleotides. RefSeq lists its product as uncharacterized. Lineage: Eukaryota; Fungi; Ascomycota; Eurotiomycetes; Eurotiales; Aspergillaceae. The record is from RefSeq and is a predicted model, not a curated record. The transcript has a single exon. The coding region runs from base 1 to 714 and encodes 237 amino acids.